This is a messenger RNA of Bufo bufo (common toad), 1552 nucleotides long. It is a transcript of the gene SF3B4, whose product is annotated as splicing factor 3b subunit 4. The transcript has 6 exons. Gene Ontology annotation, cellular component: nucleolus; U12-type spliceosomal complex. Gene Ontology annotation, molecular function: RNA binding. NCBI's taxonomy places the organism in Eukaryota, Metazoa, Chordata, Amphibia, Anura, Bufonidae. The coding region runs from base 60 to 1226 and encodes 388 amino acids. Gene Ontology annotation, biological process: positive regulation of mRNA splicing, via spliceosome. The record is from RefSeq and is a predicted model, not a curated record.
GCGGCACGACGGAAGUGACGAGCCGGAAGUAGGGAGGAGAGCGCGAGUGUGGCCUAGCGAUGGCGGCAGGUCCGAUCUCUGAGCGGAACCAGGACGCCACGGUAUACGUCGGGGGUCUGGAUGAGAAGGUGAGCGAGCCGCUGCUAUGGGAGCUCUUCUUACAAGCCGGACCGGUCGUGAACACGCACAUGCCCAAGGACCGGGUGACGGGGCAGCACCAGGGCUAUGGCUUUGUGGAGUUCCUUAGCGAAGAAGACGCCGACUACGCCAUCAAAAUCAUGAACAUGAUCAAACUGUACGGGAAGCCCAUCCGCGUCAACAAAGCCUCGGCGCACAACAAGAACCUGGACGUCGGGGCCAACAUAUUCAUCGGCAACCUGGACCCCGAGAUUGACGAGAAGCUUUUAUACGACACCUUCAGCGCUUUUGGGGUCAUCCUGCAAACCCCCAAGAUCAUGAGGGACCCAGACACCGGGAACUCCAAAGGAUAUGCCUUCAUCAACUUUGCCAGCUUUGAUGCCUCUGAUGCCGCCAUCGAGGCCAUGAACGGACAAUAUUUAUGUAACCGGCCGAUCACCGUCUCCUAUGCCUUUAAGAAGGACUCCAAGGGUGAGAGGCACGGCUCGGCGGCGGAGAGGCUGCUGGCCGCACAGAACCCGCUGUCACAGGCGGACAGGCCUCACCAGCUUUUCGCAGAUGCUCCUCCACCCCCUUCAGUCCCUGCUGUCAUCACCUCGCUGACGUCCGCUGUUGCUGCAGGUAUGCCUGCGUUUCCUCCGGGCCCUCCACCUGGAGCGCUACCCCCAGGAAUCCCCCCGUCCAUGCCUCCUCCACCAAUGUCUCCAGUCACAGGCGCUGGUCAAGCUGCCGCAGCUGCUGGUCACCCGCAAGUGCCGCUACCUUUCCAGGCUGGAGCUCUGCACCCCGGUUUGCAGAUGCAAGUUCCACAUCACGCUCUAGGACCCUCACCGAGCCAGAUGGGAGCACGUCCCCAUGGCAUGGCCCAUCCAGGUCCUCCUCCCAUGGGCAUGCCACCAAGAGGUCCACCUUUUGGAGCUAUGGGACACCCAGGAAUGCCUCCUGGUAUGCGACCACCUCCUCUAAUGCCACCACAUGGAUACAACGGCCCACCCAGGCCUCCACCCUACGGUUAUCAGCGAGGUCCUCUUCCACCACCUCGGCCUGCUCCCCCGCGUCCACCCAUGAGGCCGCCGAUGCCGCAGUAGAGAAUGAAUGUGAACUGCCGCCAUACUGUACCAUGACAGGACAUCAGUGCAGUCAGACAGUAAAGCUGCGGCCCCCUCCUGUAGACAGACUCGAGGGGCUGUUGGCCACCACCAUAUCUCCAAUGCCAACACAUUCCGCCUGUGGGAACACGGGUAAAUCCUACGUUCAUUUACUUACGGUCCAUCUUGAAAGAAGUGACUACAGACAAAUCCUGUAUAAAGUUGAGAAAUUUAAUUUUUUUUUAUUUGAUUUUGUUAACGCUUCUUUGUAAAUGGUAGAUUGUAAUAAAUGAGCAGAACCUCGGUCUUAUACUGAGAUUUGGUUA